Molecule: messenger RNA, 5062 nt
Organism: Macrosteles quadrilineatus (aster leafhopper)
Lineage: Eukaryota; Metazoa; Arthropoda; Insecta; Hemiptera; Cicadellidae
Exons: 1
Coding region: 144-4808 (1554 amino acids)
Source: RefSeq, a predicted model, not a curated record
CCUAUAACCACUCUUUUACAAUCAUGAAUUGAAAGCAAAUUAAAAAAAAAUCCCCGCAAAAUUGUUAGUGGACACAAACAAUGUAUUAAAUAAUUAGAACCUUUAAAUGUCUCAAAAUUAGAUUAUAGGUUGUUCAAAUAAAAAUGUACAAGUCAAAAAUAAAUACAGAGCAAAAACCGGCUAGUCAAAAGAGUCUAUGUUCCACUAUAGGCAAAAAACUGUGUCAAAUAUGUUCUCGGAGAGAUUAUAAAGAUAAAAAUGAGUGUUCAUGGUCAACAACAGAACAAAAGGGAAAUAAUGUCUACUCACAUGAAAAGAGAAAGAAAGAUGAUAAGGAGAGUAACAAGCAUCAAGUUAAACAUAUUUUGAAAAAGCUUUUGAGGACUACUCCUUGUUUGUCAAAGGCUGUACAAUCACCAUGUGCUUAUGGAAAGGGAAAAAAUAACUGUGAAACUUGUUGUUUGGAUAAAGAAACUUACAGAUCAAUGUUGCAGUCUGUUAAGGUAAUAGAACUUAUUGUAGAUGAUGUGAUAAGUAAAGUACAAAAAGAAAUGCUUGACGAUGCAGAGAAAUCAAAUCCCAAUUUUUCUACUGAGAAAAAAGAAAGAACUAAAGUAUCUUUGCGGUUUGAAGUAUUUUGUCAAAAAGAUAUUGAACACAACUUAAAAUGUGUGGUCGUAAAGUUACAAACAGUUAUCGGGGAUGUGUUAUUACAAAUGUGUUUCUGCAAAUUAAAAAAUACAUCUGAAGGUGAUAAAUGUAAAAAGUAUGAUGUAUCAGUGAGAGUCCUUGAGCAGUUGAAGUUUGAAUACAUAACUAUGAAGAACUAUGUUAUCCAGCUCCUUGGCCGACCAGUAAAUCAGAAAAGAAUGCAUGAUGUUUGUGUAGCUUGCAUUAAGGAGGAAAUGACUGAGUGUACAGAAAUGCUACAGAAUAUGCUUAAAACUGGGCAUAAACUUAAACUUUCUAUGCGGAAUGAUUUUGUCGGGAAUGGUAAAUGUUGUUCAAGAACAUAUCCUCAUGUUCAUGCUAUUGUACAAGAUAAACAUGUUGUGUUGAAAUUCCAAAUUCCAUCUGAAGACCCUUUGAAAUCCAGCAAAUGUGAUUUAAAUAAACCUGCUACAAAGAGUAAAGAAGAUGAUAUUGUAAAUCCUUGUCCUUAUGAUGAAUGGCCUGAGUAUUUCCAACCCAAGGAAACUGAAGAGUUUAGUGAGCCCUUGGAAGAAAAAUCUUCUAUUCAAGAAGAAGAACCAAAAAAAAUAUCCUGUCUUGACAAAUAUUUAGAUGGAAAUCUAAGAAAUACAAAACGUUUUAGUACCAUAUCUGUUAAGUCUUUGGAAAACGUGAAUUUGGACCCAAAAACAUUAGAAGAAGAGCAGUCAUCUGCAUCUAAAUUAUCAAAUGGAAUAGCAAACGAUUCACUAAAGGAAGAUGAGGCUCCAAAGAUGUUACCGAAUAUAUCCUCAGAAGAUUCUGUAUCAAAAUCAUCACAGAUUGGAUCUAAUUCUUCAAAAAAUAAAGAUUCCCAACCUGGUUUCAAAACAUCCAGAAGCAGAUCCUCCGAAAAACAUAAUUCUGUAUCCAAACAUUCAAGGAGUUUAUCAAAUGCUUCAGAAAAGGAUGAUUCCCAACCAAAUCCAGAAGUACCUAAAAGUAGAUCAUCAGACAAAUAUGAUACUAAAUUAACACAGAGUGGAGUGUUGGAUGAUUUGUCUAAAGAAAAUUCACUAUCGAGUACAAAAUUAUCCAAAACCAAAAGUAAGUCUUCAGUUCUUUCUUCCACCUCCACAAUAAAAUCUUCUGAGUCUAAAACCAAAAGUAAUGAUUUAUCAAAGUCCGAAAUGUUUUGUGGGUGCAAUUUUGAUGAAGUUGGUAAAAAGUUGAUGAAAGAUCAAACUAAAUAUGACGAAACAAAUUUACAGCAAUCAAAACCUUCCUCUGUAGAGCAGAAUAAGGACAAAGACGACAGUUCACAAAAACCAACAAAUCUUUCUGAUACAAUACAAAAGGAAAAUGAAAUGAUACAUUCAAAAAACCCUAAAGUUGAGAAAACCGACUCCGAAAAUACAGUAGAAACUUUGGUAAGUACCUCUGUAGAGGAGAUUAAGGACAAAGACGACAGUUCACAAAAACCAACAAAUCUUUCUGAUAUAAAACAAAAGGAAAAUGAAAUGAUACAUUCAAAAAACCCUAAAGUUGAGAAAACCGACUCCGAAAAUACAGUAGAAACUUUGGUAAGUACCUCUGUAGAGGAGAAUAAGGACAAAGACGACAGUUCACAAAAACCAACAAAUCUCUCUGAUAUAAAACAAAAGGAAAAUGAAAUGAUACAUUCAAAAAACCCUAAAGUUGAGAAAACCGACUCCGAAAAUACAGUAGAAACUUUGGUAAGUACCUCUGUAGAGGAGAAUAAGGACAAAGACGACAGUUCACAAAAACCAACAAAUCUUUCUGAUAUAAAACAAAAGGAAAAUGAAAUGAUACAUUCAAAAAACCCUAAAGUUGAGAAAACCGACUCCGAAAAUACAGUAGAAACUUUGGUAAGUACCUCUGUAGAGGAGAAUAAGGACAAAGACGACAGUUCACAAAAACCAACAAAUCUUUCUGAUAUAAAACAAAAGGAAAAUGAAAUGAUACAUUCAAAAAACCCUAAAGUUGAGAAAACCGACUCUGAAAAUUCAGUAGAAACUUUGAUAAGUAUAGUAGACUCAGGAUCGAAUGAUUCUUUUACUCGAGUGAAAAGACAGAAACAAGUUUCAUUUAACCCAGAUGGAAGUAAAAGUCAAAUAUUCUAUAUGGGAGGGACGACCCAUUCUAUAUUUCAAACCGAAGAAAUCCAACCACAGUCUAUAUUUCGAAAGCCACACAAUCAUGAACCAUUACCAUCAAUUCCUACCGUGAGUAGUAGCUUGAAAAUUGACGGAUCACGCAAAUCAGCAAUAUCAGCUGUUGACUCUGUUGUGUUGGUAAAAAACAAAUACUCUCUUUUAGAAAAAUCAAAAAUCCCUAAGGAGCUGAAACAGAGCACAAGCGUUGAAAAAUCUUCACUCCAAGCAACCCAGAAUGAGUUUGAAAUAAAGAAAACUCUACCUACAAAGCCAAUAGUACCGACCCUGGAUAAAAAGUCAUCCACCAAAUUGAACAAACAACAAAUAAGUGAAAUACUCUUUGAUUUGGGAGCUGAAAAUCUAUUGUCAGUAAGUUUACCGGCAGAAUGUUGCAAAAACAAUAAAUCUAUUAACAAUUUUAAAUUUAUUUCAGAUCUUCCUUACAGUGCGAGUUUAGAUUCUCUUCCUUUAGAUCAAAAUGAUGUUGACAAAAUUAAGAAAACAGUUGAAAAUCUGAAAUCAUCUGAAGAUAAUGUAUUGCACUCUGAUUGUGAUUGUACUAAUGAGUGGAAAAUGAAGUAUAGAAAUGAGUUAGAAAAAGAAGAUAUAUCUGAAUGGCAUAGUGCAUUUACAGCUAAAGACAUUUCAUCAAACAUUUGUAUUGAUUUACAAACUAAUAAACCAGUUACUAUAAAAAGGAUAACAAAAAACAUUAGUUCAAAAGAAAUUCCAAAUCUACCAACUAUUACAGAAGAGGAAGAAGUUAAGUCCAGGGGAAGCUCUCAGUCUAUAAAUAAAUAUGGAAAUAGGAAAGAUGGAAAUAAAAGCGGAACGACAAAAUCAACCAAAUCAACCGAGCUGAGAUAUGUUACAGUGGAAUAUCCGAAUGUGUUAAAUGGAAUGAAAAUAUCUGGUGAUGUAAGUAAGAAAGGGAAAUCACGUUCAUGUAAUGAAUCUAAAGGAAUAUAUGCAGAAAGACUUUCAGAGCUUGACUAUCAGACAUGUAGUUAUCAAAAUAUUGAGGAAGUUGAUAAAGAACUUAUUAAUUGUACUUUUCCAAACUUAAGUCGUUAUUCAACUAAAACACAUUUUAACGAUUUCAAGAAAGCUGGCAAUUUACUACCAGAAAAUUAUUUAAAGGGAUUUAAUGAGAAUUGCGGCAUGAGACCAAUCGACGAAAUGUUAAUGCUUGAUGUUAUAUAUUUAUCUUCAAAUCAAAAUUUUCAGUCUUCUUUAAAUGCAAGUUCAGUAAGUAAUUCAAGCCCAUUAUGUAUAAAAAAACUCCCAAAUCAAAUUUCCUCAAAGAGUAUGAAUUUUAAAAAGAAAAAAUUCAAAACACCGAGUAACUUAAAUGCAAAUUGGAGAGCUGGAGUGUUAGGUGAAGAAACAACAAAAGAAUUUAUAUUGAAUAAUGCUAAACGUCUUCCUUCAAAUAACCACUAUUGUGGAAGUGAUAUUAGUACUUCAAAAUGUGUGUACACCCAUAAAAACUCUCAAAUGUUAAAUGAGAAUACUGAAAAUAAAAAUCUCAAGAAUGACAACGAUAUUGCUAGUAAUAAUAAUUCAGAAACAACUUAUUUUGAGAAAGGAGGGAUUCAGAAUUGUAACACUGAGAAUGAUCUUCAAAACCUACUUAUAAACGAGAAACUGUCAACAAAUAUUUUUGAUUGGGAAGACACUUACAAUAAUAAAACCCAAAAACCAUUUGUAUUAACUAAUCUAUUGAAUCCAAACAAUAUUAAAAACACUUUAGUUAUUAGAUUGAAUCCAAAACAUCAUGUUCUAAACUUGAGAAGUUAUGCUAUUCGCAGAAAAUCUGAAAUAGAAAUUGUAGAAUACAAUAAUUCAUCUAGAAAUCAAAUUUAUAGAAGAUUCAAGGGCAAAAUAUCUAACUUACCAAGAUCAAAAAAAUAUAAAACAGGAAUACAAUUUCAAGUAGAGAAGGCAGUUUUAAAUUCUGAGAUGUUUUCAGAGAACUGAGGAGAAGUUUGCAGUAAGAUUAAGGUUUCAAAUACUUUAUUAAUAAUUCCAAAUGAGUUAUCAUCACAUAUCAGAUGAGACUACUGUUUGUUGAACUACCAGUACAUUAUUUAUAACAGAACAUUGAGAACAUUUCAAUUUAAUUGUUAAUAAUAAUUUAAAAAAAAUUACUUUUAAUAUAGUUAAGAAGACUUAAAGUGCAAUUCAAGAAUCAGUUUGGCCUUCUUAGUAAUCACUUUAUAAUCACUAGUUAC